Molecule: messenger RNA, 3171 nt
Organism: Ostrea edulis (European flat oyster)
Lineage: Eukaryota; Metazoa; Mollusca; Bivalvia; Ostreida; Ostreidae
Product: RING finger protein 145-like
Exons: 3
Coding region: 226-1947 (573 amino acids)
Cellular component (GO): endomembrane system; endoplasmic reticulum
Molecular function (GO): zinc ion binding; ubiquitin protein ligase activity
Source: RefSeq, a predicted model, not a curated record
UUUCAAAGACUGUUUCGUUUCGAUGCAUUUCGUAUUUUGUAAUAUACGAAUAUGCAGGUAUUCCAAUUUUAUGCUUUCUGUAAAAUAGCUUUAAAAUCCUCGAUCAUUACAAAUUGGUAUUUCAAAACCGAAAGUGCAACCUAUAAUAUCCAAAUGACGUGGAUUUAUUGUUGAAAACUAGAAUUAAGACUUUAACUAGUGCCAUCGAGUUUUAAGUUUAAGACAAUGUCUGUCUCGUCCGUCAACGAUCGUCUUCUUACGAGACUGUCCAUAGUUUUGAGACAACCAGCCUUUUUCUUAAUCGAGGCAUGGCUUUUGUCCAGCUCAGAGAAAGCUAUCCAUAAAUAUUUCGUGGAUUCACUAGUGCUUGUUGUAGCCACGGCCGUCAUACUUCUCCCACAGGAUCAUCUGUUCUCUGUGUACAAGUACUUAGCUGGUGCUGCGCUCAUGUUCAUGAUGCACUUCUACACCCAUGAUUUGAUCGACAAAAGUACAAAUAACGAAGAGGUCGACAGCACAGAAAUAAUUCUCGUUUUCAUUAUUCUCGGACUAGCAGGGCUGUUGGUUAUUUAUCUGUUUCAAGAGAAGGCAUGGAAAAAGUACAUUUUGAUGGCGUACCAUGUACCAAUAAUCACGGCAUCUUUGCAAAUCCACCAUACAAACACUAUAUAUUUGUUUAAUCUGGCAGAGGGACUUGUGUGUUCUUACUUUAUAUACCUAGUAGGGAAUAUGCUCAUCACUGGUGUUGACAAAAUGAAGAAACAGGUUUCUAGAUGGAUUUAUUUAGUAAACAUUUUUGGCUUCUUCCCUGUUAUAAAGUCCAUCGUUGGUUCCAUAUACUUUACACGACAACUUUUGUUAUUUUGUUUUGUCUCAUUUGCUUACAAACUCCAUUACUUUACCACACAAACGUCUGAUGUGACCUUGGUUGCAUUAUCCAAGUUGGACUGGACAACCUUUCUCUUUGUGAUUGCUGGACAAUGCUGCAAGACGUAUCUGGGACUUGUUUCGAUGUGCGUCGCCAUUUCCUUUAUGUCCCAUUGUCUUUUUCGUCUGGUUAACCUCUAUCUUUAUGGAUGGAAAAGUCCUGUAACCGACCCUGAUUUUUCCCAUGAAGUGAUAGGAGUUGUGGCGUUUGUGCUAUCUGUAUCUGCAGGGAUUACGAUAUCAUCAAAAACUUUUAAGGAUUUUGUCGUAAAAGGCUUCGUGAUUAAAAUUAUUUCCAUGUACACGGCAUCAAAUGUCAUCAAUUGCACGUAUGAAUUGGUCGAUCCAGGGAUUCUAACAUUUAGUGCCUUGCCAACAUCAAAACCAUUCAAGCACAUCCGAGGACUUACGGUGUACAUUUCUUUCAUGAUAUCAACAAUCUUUAUAAUGUACACGAUUCAACAAUAUGAUAUUAUGUUUAUAUUCAUUCCAGUAAUUAUCACUGGUGUUUCUACGUGUCUCCAAGUAAUGGCUUCCAUUGUGAUUUAUUUUUUGUUUGUGUAUGAUGGCCUUUGCUCGCAUCCUAUGGAAUACUUGGAUGACAUAAUCUACUAUAUACGCGCCACGGUGCAAGUCCUGGACUUUGUUGGAUCCGUUAUCUUGGCAGGCCGUGGAAUAUGGGUUAUCAAAACAGGUGCAUUUAGCUGGAUUGAAAUUCCAUUUUUUAUUCUGUUUUGCUAUACAAACGUCUGGGAGAGACUGCAGAAUGGCUGGAAAAUAUUUCUAUUAAGAAAAGAUGCCGUUCAAAAGUUGAAUGCUCUAAAAGCCGCAACAAAGGAUCAAAUUCGGGAUUGUGAUGAUGUGUGCGCUAUAUGUAUUCGACAAAUGUCGUCUGCUAAAAUCACCCCCUGUGGACACCUCUUUCAUGAGACAUGUCUAAAGAAAUGGAUAUACGUGAGAGAUUCAUGCCCUCUCUGUCUCCGCAAACUAUACAACAUAAGCCCCGACAGAAGUCUGUAAACUGGCAGAAAUCGGAUGUUCGUCAUAUAUUAUUCAGUCUUGCUGCUGAUUACAUUUUUAUCCUAAUGUCAUGUUGUGAAUCCAGACUGAAAUUACGAGACGACACAUGUCGUUUCAAAUGACUUGUGGUGCAUUGUAAUAUAGAGGACUUGGAGCGGAACAGUUACUGCAGGAAAAAUAACGAAAACCUCUAUUGAUAUUUUCCCGUUAUGCUAAUCAAAGAUAAACCAUCCGAUAGUCUGAUAACAGGGGCUAAGUAUUUUACAUCUAUACGUGUAUAAUGUUGUCGAUGUUAAGCGUAAUAUUUGUCGAAAAUUCGUUUGUAUGGGAUGUCAUAUUUUAUAUUUUACCUUUAAUUUAAUUGUUACCUUACUGAACGAAAGUCUAAGCAAUGCAACAAAUCCCGCUUUCAUUUGACAAUUUAACUCAUACAUGUCAAUGUUGAAAUACCAGAAGAGUUAUCCUCCUUUGAUAUCUGAUCAUAAACUUCAUUUUUGCAAUGAUUUGUUUAAUGCAACUAUGAUUUUGUGAAAGUAAAAUCAAAAAGUUUAUAAUUUGCAAUUGAAUAAAAAUUUGUUUACUUUGAUAAUUUGCCACUAAUGUUAUAUAUUAAAGGUGAAGAUAACAAACAGUGAUCUAUCUAAUAUCUCCUCUAAGGAUUACAAUAUAGAGAGUUGGGCAAACACGGACUCCUGGAUAUACCAGAGGUGGGAUCAGGUGCCUAGGAAAAGUAUACAUCCCCUGUUGACUGGUUACACCCGCCGUGAGGCCGAUACCCUGAUCAGGUUUCCCUGUGUGGCUGCAUUGAUUUGUAGCGAAGUUCUGGUGGUGGCAACCAGGUGGGAGAUGGCGUAAUAUCUAACGCUAAGCCGAGGCCGGAUGAUGACCUAAACUCAUGGUACAUGUAUAUAUAUGUAUGGAGCAGAGUGGUGGACACGUGGGACAGAUACGAAAUAGGGUGGUGACAAGUGGUACAUUCCUAAAACCGAGUGGUGGAUACCUCGUACAUAUAUGAAACCAAGGGGUGAACAUGUGGAGCCUUGUGGUGGACACGUGAUGCAUAUAUGGAGCAGGGUGGUGGACACAUGAUGCAUUUAUAAAACCGAAUCGUGGAUACAUGGUGCUCUCCAGUGAACACAGACAAAUCUAGUUUCACUUAUGGAAUUGUUUUCUUAAGUAUAUAUUUGUGAUUUUAUGGCUUUAUAUAAAAUUGUAUAUAUAUAA